Suillus discolor is the source of this 384-nucleotide messenger RNA. RefSeq lists its product as uncharacterized. NCBI's taxonomy places the organism in Eukaryota, Fungi, Basidiomycota, Agaricomycetes, Boletales, Suillaceae. Bases 1 to 384 code for a protein of 127 amino acids. The transcript is spliced from 3 exons. The record is from RefSeq and is a predicted model, not a curated record.
AUGGCUUCAAAAGUACCUGUUACAUCUCCUUGCUGUGAGGACCAAACUGAUGUUGAUGCAGAUUCUCCUGGAACAACAAUAUGGCUGCACCAUAGAUUGGUGGGCAUUUGGUGGUUUGGACAAUCAUCUUUCCGUGGUGAUGACAUUUUUGGUGCCAUCUUGGAGGAUGCAUCAAUGAACCUCUAUAUCAUCGCCAUGCUGAGAGAUGCUGUGUCUAUCUUGCAAAAGUUGUUGACUCGGGAUCCCACCCAAUGUUUGGGAUCUGGGAAAGCUGAUGCUGAGGAGAUCAAGAGACAUCCCUUCUUCAAGGAUCUGAGCUUUGACGAUGUCUUGAACAAAUGCAUCCCACCGCCAUACUUCCCCACUAUAUUUACCGCUUCAUGA